Messenger RNA from Oryza sativa Japonica Group (Japanese rice), 3206 nucleotides. RefSeq lists its product as uncharacterized. The record is from RefSeq and is a predicted model, not a curated record. NCBI's taxonomy places the organism in Eukaryota, Viridiplantae, Streptophyta, Magnoliopsida, Poales, Poaceae.
CUUGCCCCUCUUUCCCCCGCAUAUUUACCACCCCCUGCCAUUGGGGGUCCUUCUCCACGUGUACUCCACUCGCAAGCGGUACUUGUUAGGAAGGUACGCUGUAGGUGGUCUCUUCCUACCUCCCCGGCGGCCGGCUCCGGUGCCGGCCGUCAGAUCUCCGAUGCCGCACACGACAGGGAGGAGGCGGCGGCAGCACGACCACUGCCACAUGAGGAGGAGGAGGAGGAUGAUUUGGCGGCUGUGACGUGCGGCACCGACCAUUGCAACGAGGAGAGACUGCGUGCAACCGUGCGAGGAGUGAGCUUCUUCAACAACUCGUGCGGCCUUGUUGAAUAACAACAAAUAACGAGCAAUCAUGCCUCUGAGAUUAAUAAAAAAGGCAGCAGCAGCAAGCUUCCAGGAUCGAUCAAUCAGUUGGCAAGACAGCGAACGACGGCGGCGUCCUGGUUCUGGGCUUGGAACCUUGGCAAUCUCCUUCCCCACCUCUCCUCCUACCUCCAAAUCCUUUGCUUAGCUUCUAGAGUCUUUUAGCCCCUUGUAUCCUUCCACCUUCCACCUCAAAACCUUCCACUAUUGUAAUAGAAAUCAGUGGCUUCUUGUAUUGGAUUCGCACUGCUACUUCUGAGUUUGCUAUUGUUCCAAGCGAGAUAACUGGGAUCCUAACAAUCUGGUAUCAGAGCCACCAUUCCCCCACCAAAUUCCACCAUGAGUGACCAAGAGUGCUUGGAGGCCAAUCAUAGGCUAGAGGAGAAGAUCGAUCUGAUUUUGAAGAAGUUGAAUGAGAUAGAAGCUAACAGGAGCAAGUUCUUCGAGGAGAUGAGCGCCUCCAUCAAGGCGACCACUACUGUCCUCACGGCUGCAUCACAUCCUCCACUCCAGGCACCACCUUCUUCGACGCCCACCACCUGUUUGAUGAAGUGCUCCAACGACGAUCGUCCUUGGGCGACGUCGAGCUCAGGCCACAUCGACAAGGAGACUGCUCCGACAGUUGCCCUAGACCUUGGGGAUGGCGAGGACAAGGUUCAUGACCCCUGCAUCGUCACCAAGGACUCAUCCAAGGUCACGCCCACCAUGUGUUCGAUGAAAUGCUCCAGCCCCGAUACUAAGCCCGAUCUCACCAUGGUUGCGGAGGUUACCUACGCCAGCGCAGCCACUGCCUCUAUGGAGUUGGUAACUGCUCAGGAAACCAUUGGUGCCAUGUACAGCGACACCUCUGACCAUUCCAAGGUGAUGCACACCAAGUGUUUGACGGUUGUCCUCGAUGCCAUUGGUGACACCGGUCAAGCUAUGGUUGUGUUCCAGACCUGGACAGAUGCAUUUAAGGACGAUCCAACCUCCGUUCAGUUCAUGGACUUUUUCUCAUCAAGUAUGAUGGCUAACAUCAAGUGGAACACACCAAUGCCCACUAAGUGUUCGGUACAGUGCCUUGGGCAUGGCAGCAUGGCAUUGAUGCCUACAAACCCUUUUGAUGUUAAUCCAUGGCCACCUCCUACUCUAGAAAAAUAUAGAAGUCAAGCAGUUGUGCAUAUGUUGUUAUUUGAGACACUAUUCAAUGAGGAGCUAAGGUUGGAGAGAAUUGAAUUGAAGCCAUGGCCACCUCCAACCUACGAUGGAGUAAUUAGUGGAUGGGAUUCACAGCCUAUGGCUGGUCCAAAAUUCAAACUCUAUUGGGCAAGAGUACGUCGUUUGCCACCUUGGCCGCCACCUAUCGAAGUAAGUUGUCUUGCAUUGGUGUGUCAUGACAAUGUAAUGAUUUUCACUGAGCUGAAGGAUAUUAAUUUGCAUUGGGGUGAGCUGAAACCAUGGCCCCCACCAAGUCAAACAAACUUCAAAAAUAUUAUGGUUCAGCCCGAGCAAUGCAAGUAUUGGAAAAUUAGAGUAGAAAUGAGUAUAUUUGCUAGGAAGGAGAAGUGGAAUUUACUUAAUCAGAAAAGUUGCACAAUGGUUGCAAUAUCUAGCUUGAAGGAGCAUGUCAAUGGGCAAGAACAGAUCUGGUGUAGACCUUGGAAUCCUAGUGACUACAAGGUCUCCCCUGACAUAAUUAUGUUGAUUACUUCGUCCGUACUGCACCCCUAUCAUUUGGACCAUAUUGUUAGCCUUACAUAUCCUGAAGGUUUGGACACUCUAGUUAGUCAUAAGGUGGUUCAGUUUGGGAGGGCUGAUACUGCAUGCAGUCAUCAAAAUAGACAUACAAUUGUUAGGACAACAGGGACAUUUGUUAGGCCUGAGCUUGGUACUGGGAAUGGUACACACAUAUUACUUGUUUCAGAGGCAGAAGCUGGAUAUGUGUCCAUAAGGAAUUUGCUUGAACUGACAAGGAAUGCUAGGCAGUGGCAUAAUUCCAUGGUUGAGUAUUUGUCAUGGUUUGUGGAUGCAUGGAUGGUUGCCAAACAUGCAAGUAAUUUUGGUUGGUAUCUUAGUUGGGCUUCCCAAAUUAAAAAUAUGGUGAAGAAUUUGUUGCGACAGGCAAAUAGGGCCAGCAAUUUUGACACUUCUAUACUUGAGAUGAACACACAUGUUCAGAAACAUUCAGCUUAUACUCAAGUGCAUAGCAGAGCUGAGGUAGUUACUGUUAAACCUGAAACAAAGGAGCUAUUGAACGCUGAACUCUAGUCCUUUGCUAUGCUUGUCAGCAACAAGAUUGAGGACAAUGAUUUUGUAUUGCUGCUUCUGAAACAUCUCACUUCCUUAAGAUUGAUAGCUAAGAUUGCAUUGAUCAUGCCAUGGGAUCUAGCUGAAAGCGAAGGACAAAUUUAUAAAGCUUUUGGGACAGUACAAGUGUGCAAUAUAAAUCAAGAGUGGAGCUUUGCAAGUUCAAAAGUUUAUUUGAUAUCGACUUGCGGACAAGUCGAAUUUCAAGGAGAGGGGAUUGUUAGGAUCCGUGGGCUGUACGUGGGCCAAUUCAGCUGCUACGCUUACAAAGGCCCAAUCAUGUCUAUGAGAUUAAUACAAAAAAGGCAGCAGCAACAAGCUUCCAAGAUCGAUCAAUCAGUUGGCAAGACGGCGAACGGCGACAGCGUCCUGGUUCUGGGCUUGGAACCUUGGCGAUCUCCUUCCCCACCUCUCCUCCUACCUCCAAAUCCUUUGCUUAGCUUCUAGAGUCUUUUAGCCCCUUGUAUCCUUCCACCUUCUACCUCAAAACCUUCCACUAUUGUAAUAGAAAUCAGUGGCUUCUUAUAUUGGAUUCGCACUGCUACUUCUGAGUU